GAAUCCAAGUUUCAAGAGACUGGUGUGCUGACCCCUGAGGAGUUUGUGAUAGCUGGUGACCACCUGGUGCACCAUUGUCCUACUUGGCAGUGGAGCAAAGGGGAGGAGUCCAAGCUUAAACCCUAUUUGCCCCCCGACAAGCAGUUCCUUAUCACCAGAAAUGUGCCAUGUUAUAGGCGCUGCAAGCAGAUAGAGUACUGUGAGAACAAUGAAAAGGUGAUAGAAGAUGAGAACGAUGGGGACGGUGGCUGGGUGGACACACACCACUACGAGUCCCCUGGCUCACCUACUGUGGAGGAAAAGGUGUGUGACAUGACCCUGGAGGCAGCGGAGACCGGGGACAGUGACGGUGAGGAGGCGCCAGACAAUGAUGACGACGAUGAUGACGCAGACGAUGGGGAAGCUGAAGACAUGGAGAGCUUCCAGGCGUCUGGCUUGCUGGACGAAGUGGACCCAUCGACAGCGCUGACGCAGCGCAAGGAGCCCAAGGCGAAGGAGCGCAAGCCGAAGGCGGACGGCGACGAGAUCGUGCGCACGCGCACCUACGACCUGCACAUCACGUACGACAAGUACUACCAGACGCCGCGCCUCUGGCUCAUCGGCUACGACGAGGACCGGCGGCUGCUGGGCGCGGAGGCGCUGUACGAGGACAUCUCGGCGGAGCACGCGCGCAAGACCGUUACCAUGGAGGCGCACCCGCACCUGGCGGGGCCCGGCAUGGUCUCCGUGCACCCCUGCAGGCACGCAGAGGUGAUGAAGAAGAUACUGGAGACGGUGUCGGAGAGCGGCGGCCACCUGUACGUGCACUCCUACCUCAUCGUGUUCCUGAAGUUCGUGCAGACCGUCAUCCCCACCGUGGAGUACGACUUCACGCAGAACGUCUCCAUGUAACAGCGCAGUGCAACAGUUGAUCACACCUGGCUUUUGUCGUGGCGCUCUACCGUAUCCAGCGUUGAAAACUUAGUCUGCAGUCAAUUUACUGAUUCAACAGUUGAUAGCACCUGGCUUCUGUCUAUCUACUGAUGCAACAGUUGAUAACACCUGGCUUCUGUCUAUCUACUGAUUCAACAGUUGAUCACACCUGGCUUCUGUCUAUCUACUGAUUCAACAGUUGAUCACACAUGACUUCUGUCAAUCUACUGAUUCAAUAGUUGAUAACACCUGGCUUCUGUCUAUCUACUGAUUCAACAGUUGAUCACACCUGGCUUCUGUCUAUCUACUGAUUCAACAGUUGAUCACACCUGGCUUCUGUCUAUCUACUGAUUCAAUAGUUGAUGACACCUGGCUUUUGUUAUGUCGCUCUAUCGUAUCCAGCGUUGAAAACCGUUGAAAUUGUUUGUUUGUGUGUUUUGAAUCGGCUCUAAAACUAUUGAACCGAUUUGAAAAAUUCUUUCACUGUUGGGAAGCUACACCAUCCCCGUAUUCCUACGGGAAUCAGAAUCAUGCGAGCGAAACUGCGUGGCGUCUGCUAGUGUUAUAAGUAUAUAAAGUGGGGGCGUGACGACAUUUGCUUGAAUUUAAUAUAUCCCUGAAUGCCUAAUUAUUUUGGCCAAAGCCGGGGAAAGCCUUUUUAAGGGCAGAAAAUAGUACAUAGCAUAUUGCAGUUAACUUCGUUUCAAUAAAUAAUAAUUAGAUUGAUUCGAAUUUAAUGGAUAAUAAAUCAAAGAUUUUGCAUUUUGAUAUAAAUACACAAAGUAAAAUUCCUGGCAAAUAACUGAUGGUUAAUGAGCUUAAUUGAAAAUGAGUCACAGACUGCCAAAAUAUUUAUUUUAUUUGUUAAUGAACUUGUAAACCAACUUUUGUUAGAAAUAUAACAACAAAUUAUUCAAAGGAUGCAUAUUAUAUAGACCUACGAAUUAUUUGCCAGAAACUUUACUCGAUAUUUGAUUUAAUAGUAAUAAGUUUACUUUUUGCCACUGGUUUUCCAAAUAUCUUUUAUUUUUAAUUUAUAAAAAAAGCUUAUAAUUGGCAAAAUAUAUUGGCACUGAAACAAACUUAUAUAUGUAGAUCUUUAGCAACUUUUUACAUUUCUAGUUUAAUUAUGCGAAGCCAGUUGAUUGGUAAUAUAUUGCAAUUUAAUCGAAAUGGGCAUAGCCCUUUUUACUAUGUCAGUUGGUCUCGUGGAGAAAAUAGUGCCAUAAUGGUAGCUCUGAUAAAUUGAAGACUUAUGAUAUCAUCUGAUAAGUGGCUUUUCAAUAUAUUUAUUUUUAUUUAUUUAUUAUUCUACAAAAUACAUAUUUAAAAUAAGCCUAACCAUGCUGAAACCACAAUUGGUUUUACUGUGCACUGGCUAUUAUUACAUAAACAUUUUAGAAUUUAAAUUAUACAUUAUUAAAAAAAUAAACAAUAGUUUAAAGUAAGAACCGAAGUGCAACUAGUAUACAAUAAUGCUUAGCUUUAUUGCGUUAGUCAUGAUAUUAUUAUUUGUUUUUAAUCUCUAUGUAAUUUAAAUAUAAAUAAGCAAUGAAAUUGAUCCAUUCAUACUGAGUUGUAACUACGCCAAAAAAGGAAUCUUAUUUUAAGUUAAAUUUCUUAUAAAUCUUAAUUUUGGUUGCACAAAUUAUUCAUCUAUUAUAAAUGAAUAAUAUACAUAAAAAGACAAGUAUGGUCUAUUGAGAAUGUCUACACAAACAUUCCUUGUUUUAAGAUUUAUUUCACGUCUUAAGUGUCUACACGCUUCCGAAUAUGAAAAGCUAGUGUAAAGAGGGCUUAAGACGCGCAAUUUUAUUUGAUCUAAUUAAUAUACUCAAAGGCACAAUUAUCUGCCUACUUUAAUAUAUUCGCUCACUUCACUCACACUACCUACUUAAUUGCACACACAUAAACAGAACAGAAAAAACUAUCUAACAUAGUGCUAUAUAAAUUCAAAUAAACAAACGAUAGCGCGAGUCACACUAUUUAUACCGCCAUCUGUCGAGAACUGUUGAAACUACGCGAACACGCGUCAUAUUAAAGAGGGCGGAUAAUUGUGCCUCUGAGUAUAGAUAUAAUUAUUUUGAUUGCUUUAUGAUCUUUGUAAUACUCUUUUAUACUUAUGUAAAUAUUAUAAUAUUAUAGUAAGAAAAUGAUAUAGUAGCUCAAUUUUAUUAUAUCUUAUAAUUGCAAUUUUCUCUCAUAAAUUGUGCAUAUAUUGCUAUAAAUUAAGUUUGUUAUACUUGCAAAUGCAUAUCGUUAUUAGUUUGUGUAUGGAAAUAAAAUAUUUUGCUGCUAAA
Molecule: messenger RNA, 3212 nt
Organism: Bicyclus anynana (squinting bush brown)
Lineage: Eukaryota; Metazoa; Arthropoda; Insecta; Lepidoptera; Nymphalidae
Product: ubiquitin-like-conjugating enzyme ATG3
Biological process (GO): autophagosome assembly; nucleophagy; autophagy of mitochondrion
Cellular component (GO): cytoplasmic ubiquitin ligase complex; cytosol
Molecular function (GO): Atg8-family ligase activity
Source: RefSeq, a predicted model, not a curated record